Messenger RNA from Styela clava, 1102 nucleotides. Its product is annotated as testis-expressed protein 36-like. NCBI's taxonomy places the organism in Eukaryota, Metazoa, Chordata, Ascidiacea, Stolidobranchia, Styelidae. The record is from RefSeq and is a predicted model, not a curated record.
UCUCCAGAUAGCGUUUUGUUUUGGUCAUGACAAAUUCUGAUUGUAUGUUUCAUGUCUACUAGCUGUGCGACAGGGAUCAGAGCAACUUUUAAUGUGAAACCAAUGGUCUGGUCAGUUUAAUUGCUUAACUUGAAAUCCUAUUUGUUCGUGUCGAUUUUGUUGUUUCAAUUACGCUGUUUUUCGAGUUGUACCAUGCCUAAAGGAAGAAGAUUUGUACCGACCGCGGAACACGAUGGAAUUUGGUUUCAACACAUUGGUUUGCCAAAUAUCAUUGAAAACAGAAAUACCGGAACGACCACUGGUUUAAUGAUGAAUGAUAGAUUUGAUGAAACAGCUCAGAGGUUGACAACAAUAAGAUGCCCACCCAACUAUUUUUUAAGACAACAGAAAAAGUACAGAUCAGAAAACCCAUUUUCAUGGCAUGACAAUAGGAAUUCAUUUCAAGACCAUGGUGUUUAUUUUGGCCAGGGACUUGGUAAAAAGAAGGCUCACUCUGAUACAUCACAACACAAGUCUAAUGAUAUUGUAACAUGGGGUGGAAAAAAGAAACCAGAAUCUUUACUUGAUAUCAAUAGUUUAUAUAGAGAAGAUUUUCUUGGAGAAAGGUGUUCAACAGCCCCUGUCCAUCGACGUUACUCAAAAAUAUAUCCAACACCUCCAGUUGGUCAGAUAAAACUAGACACGAAUACAACAUUAUGGGUUGAUGACAAGGAGUAUGUGCCGCGAACAUUUCUACAAACUCUUGCCAACACUCAGGAACCAUACCUGCCACCGAACCCAUGGAAAUAUUCCUACCAUGCUCAAUCCUUUGCAAAGUCUAAACGACCAAAAACCCAUCUUACAAAGAGAAGCAAAAUCAUGACAGCCGUUGCAUGAAGAUUAUUGCUAAAUAAACACAUCUUGUGCCAUAUUUUGUUACUGCACUUUUGUACUAAUUUUUGCAUAAAGCAAGCAAUCUAUUUUUUUUUCUUUAAUUGUUUUUGCUAUCCAAUUCUUACCACCUGCACUACUAAGAUUUUACCUAAUAAUAAUACCACGCUCGAUGUUCUUUAAUAUCUUUUUUUUUUUUCGAGGCAAUGAACGUCAUUAUUGCAAAAUAAAC